Dentiscutata erythropus is the source of this 150-nucleotide messenger RNA. NCBI's taxonomy places the organism in Eukaryota, Fungi, Glomeromycota, Glomeromycetes, Diversisporales, Gigasporaceae. The record is from the annotation of a GenBank genome assembly.
AUGGAUAAUGUAUUAAAGUUAUUUAGCAAUUCGCUUAUAGGAAUUUUAACUAAUGAUUCCAAAUACUCACUCUCUACGUUAUACUUUAUUAGAGAAAAACGAUUUGAUAUAAAUACAAUUCUAGACACUCAACUCCCUAAUAAUUUUUGA